UUUUCCACCUGUCAAGGAAGGUGACAUCCAUCGUCCCAGAGAGCUGCCUCCUCAUCCUGCUGGGGCUGGGCCUGGGGGGCAUUGUGUUGGCCGUGGCGAAGAAAGCUGAGUACCAGCUGGAGCCCAACAUGUUCUUCCUCUUCCUUCUGCCCCCCAUCGUGCUAGACUCGGGCUACUUCAUGCCCAGCCGGCUGUUCUUUGACAACAUCGGUGCCAUCCUCACCUACGCAGUGGUGGGCACACUCUGGAACUCCUUCACCACCGGCACUGCGCUCUGGGGGCUGCACCGGGCCGGGCUCAUGGAUCCAGGUGUUGAAGCUGGGCUGAUGGAUUUCCUGCUCUUCGGCAGCCUCAUCUCAGCUGUGGACCCCGUGGCAGUGCUGGCUGUCUUUGAAGAGGUCCAUGUAAAUGAGACCCUCUUCAUCAUCGUGUUUGGCGAGUCUCUCCUGAAUGAUGCUGUCACCGUGGUGCUGUACAAGGUCUUCAACUCUUUUGUGGAGUUGGGUGCAGCGCACGUCCAUGCCACAGACUACGUGAAGGGGAUAGCUUCCUUCUUCCUGGUGAGCCUGGGGGGCAUGGCCGUGGGGCUGCUCUUUGCCUUCCUCCUGGCCCUGAUCACACGGUUCACCAAGCGCGUGCGCAUCAUCGAGCCACUCUUUGUUUUCCUCCUGGCCUACGUUGCGUACCUUGCUGCUGAGAUGGUCUCACUCUCCUCCAUCCUGGCAGUCACCUUCUGUGGGAUCUGCUGCAAGAAGUAUGUGGAAGCCAACAUCUCCCAGAAGUCCCGCACCACAGUCAAGUACACCAUGAAGACACUGGCCAGCAGCUCAGAGACCAUCAUCUUCAUGUUUCUGGGCAUCUCAGCUGUGGACACCUCCAAAUGGGCAUGGGACACAGCACUGGUGCUGGGCACCCUGUUCUUUAUCCUGCUCUUCAGAGCUGUGGGUGUUGUCCUGCAGACCUGUGUGCUCAACCGCUUCCGCCUCAUCCCUCUGGACAGGAUUGAUCAAGUGGUCAUGUCAUAUGGUGGCCUCCGAGGGGCCGUGGCCUUUGCCCUGGUCAUCUUGCUGGACAGGACAAAGGUGAAAGCCAAGGACUACUUUGUGGCAACGACCAUCGUGGUGGUGUUCUUCACUGUCAUUGUGCAGGGCCUCACCAUCAAACCCCUGGUGACAUGGCUGAAAGUGAAGCGCAGUGAUCACCACAAGCCCACGCUGAAUGAGGAGCUGCAUGAGCAUGCCUUUGACCACAUCUUGGCAGCAGUGGAGGACAUUGUGGGGCACCAUGGCUACCACUACUGGCGGGACAAGUGGGAACAGUUUGACAAGAAGUACCUGAGCCAGAUCCUGAUGCGGAAAUCUGCCUACAGGCUGAGGGAUGAGAUCUGGGACGUUUACUACAAGCUGAACAUCCGUGAUGCUAUCAGCUUCGUUGACCAGGGUGGACAUGUGUUCUCUGCUGCCAAGCUGGCACUGCCCUCAAUGCCCAGCCGCACGUCCAUUUCAGAGUCAUCAGUCACAAACCUCUUGAGGGAGAGUGGGAGCGGCGCAUGCCUGGACUUGCAGGUGAUCGACACAGUGCGGAGCCGGCGGGACAAGGAGGAUGCUGCCAUGCACCAUGUGCUGCGAGGGAGCCUCUACAAGCCACGCCGGCGGGCCAGCUACAGCCGUCACUUCAUCUCUCCAGAUAAACAAGAGCGCCAAGACAAAGAAAUCUUCCGGCAGAACAUGAAGAGGCGGCUGGAGACUUUCAAGUCCACAAAGCACAACAUCUGCUCCUCCAAGAGUAAGGCCAGGCUGAAGGAGAAGGGCAGAAAAAAGAAGAACAUCUCUGUGACCAGAGAGGCUCCCAAUGAUAAGAUGCACAGAAACAUCCCCUGGCAGGAUGCUGCUCCUGUCCUGGUGAUGGUCAGCUCAGAGGAGGAGGAGAGUGAUAGCUCAGAGACGGAGAGAGAGGAUGACGAGGGGAUUGUGUUCAUUGCUCGAGGCACUGCUGAGGUGCUGAGAGCUUCUGACAGCCUGGAUGUCUGCCCCAGCCCCUGUAUCAUCCCACCUUCGCCCACCUUGGCAGAGAAGGAGCUGCCAUGGAAAGGAGACCAGGCUGAUCUGGCUGUUUACAUCUCCUCGGAGACCACCAAAAUCGUGCCAGUGGAUAUGCAGAAGGCGUGGAACCAAAGCAUCUCCUCCCUGGAGAGCAUUGCUUCCCCGCCAGGCAUUGAGAGUGGACCUCAGCACAGGUGGUUCGCUUGCCCUGUGCCGGAGGAGCAACCCCAGUCUGCAAGCCAGGCCAUGACGGAGCAGAGCUCCUGCUUCCAGUUCCCCAGCCAUGCUUCCAAGAAUGGGCGGUCACAGAGUGACAGCAGCCCUGAUGGCGCUGAGCAGCAGGAGCUGCAGCCUUUGAUGGCCAUGGAGGAGCAGGGCAGGGUGCUGCCCACCGCGGAGCCCAGGUGGCUCAUGUUCAACAGAGCGAGCCACCUGUGA
Messenger RNA from Nestor notabilis (Kea), 2480 nucleotides. It is a transcript of the gene SLC9A5, whose product is annotated as solute carrier family 9, subfamily A (NHE5, cation proton antiporter 5), member 5. Gene Ontology annotation, cellular component: membrane. Gene Ontology annotation, biological process: regulation of pH; proton transmembrane transport; sodium ion transport. Lineage: Eukaryota; Metazoa; Chordata; Aves; Psittaciformes; Psittacidae. The annotation marks the transcript as partial. The record is from RefSeq and is a predicted model, not a curated record. Gene Ontology annotation, molecular function: sodium:proton antiporter activity. The transcript has 15 exons.